AUGCCUACCCCAUCAAUCCCGUGGUCGAUUUAUCGAGAUCUCUGGACACCGAUGCCAGCGGGUCCAAAAGGACCUUAUUUAGCUGGCAAGAUAGUUGUCAUCACAGGAGCUACAUCAGGUAUUGGACUCGAAGCUAUUAAACAGCUUGCUAAAGCUUCCCCUGAACAAUUGAUCCUUGCUGCUCGGUCUAUUGAAGCUGGAGAGAAAGUUUUGAAUGAUUUGAAAAAAGCUCACCCAAAUAUCAAAGGAAAAGUCAUCUAUCUUGACUUGAUGAAACUCGAAAGUUUCAAAUCUUUUGUAGAGGAACUCAAAGCUUUCGAUAGGGUGGAUUUACUCAUCAAUAAUGCUGGAAUCAACCCAAUGUUUGAAGAAGCACCAUACAAGUCUACUGAAGAUGGAUAUGAAAGAACGUUCCAAGUGAAUGUUCUUGCUCCACUUCUCUUGACUUUGAUGCUCGUUCCUCAAUUGACCAAAUCGUCCGAACCAAAAGUCAUCUAUUCGGGAUCUGAUGGACAUCUCGUGGCUGACUCGGAUCUGAUUGAAACCUCUAUAAGCAAUAAUGAAUCAAUCGUGAAGGCAUACAAUGAUGCUGGAAAGUACCAAAAUCCAAAACGAUAUUUCGAGUCCAAGCUACUUCUUCAGAUGACCACUAGAAGUCUUAUAAAAUACCUUCCCUCAAUAUCGACUAUAAACGUUAAUCCAGGUUUGGCAAUGACGAACCUCGGUCGUGAAUGGGUACCUAUAAUCACAUUUGAAACAUUCCGUACUAUCGUCUGGGUUAUGUUCAAUACCAGAACCGUUGGUAAAGCAGCCAGGAACUUGACUUCAGCAGCAGCUUGGCAAGGUGGUAGUCAAGAUUACUGGACGGGAGGUGUCCCUGCCGCUUCAGAGAACCUGUAUCUGUACUCUGGUAAAGGUGUUAAAGCGACUCAACAAUUCUUUGAAGAGAUGCUUGAGGAGGUAGAAAAGAUUAGUCCUGGUUGUACAUCCGAUAUCAGUUUGAAGCAAUGA
Molecule: messenger RNA, 1011 nt
Organism: Kwoniella shivajii
Lineage: Eukaryota; Fungi; Basidiomycota; Tremellomycetes; Tremellales; Cryptococcaceae
Exons: 6
Coding region: 1-1011 (336 amino acids)
Source: RefSeq, a predicted model, not a curated record